GUAUACAAUAAUAUUCCAAUAGCUCCAUCUAAAAUGUUUUUAAGAAAGGCUUAAUCAGAAUGUAAAAUAAUGACGCCUCGACAAUUAGAUACGGAAUAUACAUUGUGUUUGGAGAGCAUAUAGGUGAGCAGCGAUGAAGCAGGUACAUACAGGUGUAGAUGGACUUCCGUCUUUAGGCCAUUCAUUUCUACGUUCACUUCUCCCAAUACAUGUUCAAAGUAAACCAGGCUAAUAAGAUUCAUAGUGGGAGGGUAGAAAGCCGUGUAGCCUAUCUAACAUUCAGACGCACACUCCAACAAGAAGCCAGAUAAAGAGAGCGGAGAAAACAGCCACUAAUGGGCAUCACACACAAGCACGCAUGUAGGUGUGGUGUAAAGAACAAGAGUUGUGUCUGAAUGGAGUUGAGCCCAGUGUAAUUUCAGGUGCGUAUAAGAGCGUCAUGGAUAAAGCGAAACUAGCGCAGCUGAGAUCAACGAUAGGGAAUGUCGGGGACGCGUUAGUCAUCAUGAGCCUCGGUGCCGACACCGGUGCUUUUAGAGUCUGUUUUUCGUCGUCGUGAUGGUUUAGUGAUGAAGAAUUUCGAGACGCACAGGACGCCGUGUCUUCACACCGUAGUGCACUUGUUUCUCUUACUGACUUCCACUGAUCGGUUUGGGUGAGACGGACUUAAACAUGGAUACGCCGAGGGAAACCAGGAAACAAACAAUCAAAGCCAAAUCAACCAAGCGCAAAAAUAAGACGCACAAGUCCCAGAAGCUGUUCAGAAGGAAAUCGUUGAAAUCGCUGGGAAAUUUUAUGAGUAGGAUUGUCAAAACUUUGGGCACUUUAGCACACUUGGGGGACGCGGACCAGCCGGACGCGGCGGAGGAUGAUGAUGGAGGGUUUGGGGACACUCUGAGCGCCCACAACUCUGGGAAUUACAAAGAAAACUCGACGAGGAAGACAGCUGCGCCCCCAUCAUCUUAUGGAUCUGUGAAAGAAAGACUGUCAUGGUGCUACGGCGAGAAAACUCCGGGAGUUCAGGGUCUGAAAAAUCACGGAAACACCUGUUUCAUGAACGCCGUGGUGCAGUGCCUGAGUAACACGGAACUUCUGGCAGAGUAUUUGGGUCUGGAGCAGUAUAAAUGUGAAUUAUAUGAGCGGAGGAUCAACGGGAUGAUGAAGAGUGAGGAGGUCAGGGGGGAGGUGACGGAGAAGCUGGCAUCGCUAGUGAGGGCGCUCUGGACGCUCGAUUACACGCCUCAGCUGUCGGUGGAAUUUAAGAGUGCUGUGUCCAAGUAUGGCUCUCAGUUCAAGGGGAACGCUCAACAUGAUGCUUUGGAGUUUCUGCUCUGGCUCCUGGACCGUGUGCAUGAGGAUGCCAACCUCUCCACCAACAACAACCACAGCAGCAGAACCAAAUCAUCCAGCAAGGGUCCUGUGGAACUGGAAGAGAGUCCAUGCCCCGGCCCAGCAAACUCACAGCAGCCUGGAACUCGACACAGUUUCGUUCAGGAGCACUUCCAAGCUCAGUACAGGUCAUCACUGACGUGCCCUCAUUGCCUUAAACAGAGCAACACCUUUGACCCUUUCCUGUGUAUUUCACUUCCAAUCCCACUGCGACAGACCAGGGCCCUGAAUGUGACACUGGUGUUCAACAAUGAAGGUCAGCGGUUUCUGAGAGUAGGGUUGGCUGUGCCUCUGUUUGGGUCUGUCUCAACACUCAGGGCCAUGGUAGCAGAGGAGGGCAAGAUCUCUCCAGACCAGGUGAUUUUGACAGAGAUUAACUCAAAUGGGUUCCAGCGCUCUUUCUCUGAUGAAGAUGAUAUGACGAGUAUCUCAGAGAGUGAUGUCAUCUACGCCUUCCAGGCUCCACCCCUGUUCACCAGAGGAGGCUCCAUGCGAUUCUCAGGGUUCCAUCACUCCCUCCCUUCCUCCCCAUACACUGCAGAGCACGAAGGUCACAGGUUACCACCCUCAGGGACGUUAUCAUCAGAAUUCUUGAAUCAGGGUGGUUCUUCAAAGAUCCUCCUGUUACUCUGCAAUGUUGCUGGAUCUGGCCAACAAGCUACAAGGUUUGGGCCUCCGCUCCUGAUGAGAGUAGAAAGGACUCUUUCUUGGGAUCAUCUGCAACAGAGUGUCUGCAAUAAGCUUUACUCAUUUCAAAAAAAUACGAUCGUAAAGACUACUGAACUGUUUAAGAUGCGUGUGGUGGGUGGGUCGGCUUCCUGCAGUUACCUGUCUCCCUACGACAGCAGACCUCUGUGCCAUCCAACUGUGGACAGGGCCCUGAAGUUCUGUGGUCCUGGUGGUCCUCUGCAUGUGAAGCUCGUAAUUGAAUGGGAGAACAGAAUAAAAGAAUGUCUCUUUGGUAACAUUCAAGAAGAAGUUAUUGAGGAUGCAGAGAGUGUGAGAAUCCAGCAGCAGAAUCAUGUACAGCAGCACAGCUGCACUCUGGAUGAGUGUUUUCAGCUUUACACCAAAGAGGAGCAGCUGGCACCAGACGAUGCAUGGAAGUGCCCUCACUGCAAGCAGAUGCAGCAGGGGAUGGUGAAGAUGAGCUUAUGGACCCUGCCUGACAUCCUCAUUCUGCACCUGAAGCGUUUUCGGCAGGUGGGCAAACGGCGAAACAAGCUGUCCACCCUCAUCCACUUCCCUGUGAGCGCUCUGGAUAUGACACCCCAUGUGGUGAAACGCAGUCAGAGCAUGAAGAAUCUGGCCCCGUGGCCUUCAACUUGGAAACAUGGGGAUACUGACUUCCUUUACGACCUGUAUGCAGUCUGCAACCACCACGGAGGCAUGCAUGGAGGCCAUUACACAGCCUAUUGUAGGAACUCCGUGGACGGCCACUGGUACAGUUAUGACGAUAGCAGCGUGGAGCUUGUGCCAGAGGAGGAACUGUGCACACGAGGGGCAUAUAUCCUGUUCUACCAGAGAAGAAAUGUCAUCCCUCCCUGGUCUGCCAACAGCUCAGUCAGAGGUUCCACUAGCUCCUCCAUGUCAGACCACUGGCUCAUACGUUUAAAUGGUGACAGUAAAAGAGGAAGUAUGGUAUCACGGUCUUCCACAACAUGCCCUUCUUCCAUCCCAGACUCCCCAGAGUCUCCCGUCUUUCAAAAUGAGCCCUCAAUUGAGAAGAGAGUGUCUUUAGGUGGGUUCGAAAGUAGACCUUUCGUGCGAGGAAUCCAAGGGCGUAGCGUAAGCAUGAAAAGUCCCACCAAGACCAGAGUUCUCCCACUGCGAUGGUCCUUUGGAAACAAAGACCGCCACAAACCUGCCUCAGCUCCUGACCCGGCUCCUGCAGAGCUAGUGGAGUAUUUAGAGUCUGGGAGGAGGCCAAGAUGCACCAAAGACCCCAUUGUUGCCCUAAUGACUCGACCUUCAGAUAAAGAAGUCAAUAAAGGAGACGAUACGAAAAAACCUGCAGCCAAAUCUUCAAGCCACAGCAGCCUCGAACCUCUGGAGUAUCUCAAAAUACCACAGGGUCAAGAAAGAAGUAGCUCAGAGAAAGCAACAGGCCAACAGCCCAGCAGCAACAGUAGACCAAGGGAAGAUGGGACUUUAACUAGACGGAGCAGCAGAAAAUCAAAACAGGAACAAUCGCAGUCCAGAAAGAGCUCUAGUGCAGGGAUCCAAUCCAGUUCCAGUGGUCUAAGUGGCUGGGAAACCACACAGAGGAGUGACCCAGGCAAGGAGCGAGACCAACCAGAGGAUAAACAGAGAAAGGGACAGGAGACAAAACGUCACGAUAGUGUCUUCACAUUUCUCAAAGGUGGUUUCAUGAAGAAGGACUCACUUCGGAGGUCUCGAGACAAUGAAUCUGUGAAAAUGGGUGAUACGGGGGUGAAGAGCCCAUCUGGAGUUUCGCUCUCCAAUGGGACACAUAAUAGAACUUCAGAAGCUAAAGCCAAUAGCAAUAACCAAGGUCGUAGCAGACUCAGUGGUGAACUUGUGAACGGCAAGGUGAGUCGUGGGUCGUCAGACAUCAAACGGUCACAAAGUUCUUCCAAUAUUCAAAGCAAGGCUGAUCUAGGCUUAAGAAGAACAGCAUCUUUACACAGAAAUGGCACAUCGGUGGCUCAGCCACAGAGCGCACACGGGGACAGGGGCUCUCAGAACACUCCGCAACGCACACGCUAUAGCACAAAUUCACUGGGCAGAAAGAAGGCCGUGCCUGAAUCGAGCUUUUGAGACUUCACUACACCCAAAUAUCACAACAGGGUAGCAAAUAUCUAAAAGCCCAAGUAAGAAUUGUGGUAUGAAAGGUAGGUUUAAAAAUGAUCACUAAAACCUGGCAGCACACAAAUUAUGAAGUUGCACAUACAUUUGGAACUAGUGGAUGAUAAUUUUGUUCACUUGUUUCUGUUUAUAUGAAGUGCCUCUGAACCAGAGCUAUUUUUCAGAUUGUUUUUUGCCACUAGAAGUACAUUACACACUGGCCUCUACACCAUGCUUUUGAAUUGAAAAAUGAUUUGCCUCAGAUUUGAUUUUCUUGUGCCACUAAAUAUAUUUAUCACCUGUAAUACAUGAAGGAAAUUGCUAUAUAUAACUUUUCAGUUUCAUGUCUUAUGAUUCUACAGAUUGUACUGACAGGCUGCUAACCUCUCAUGGGUUUUCAUGACAUUUAACAAAGAUGUCAGUUCUUGCACUUUCAGUGAAUUUAUUGCACCAUCUGAUUUAGUCAUGAUUUCAGACUAAAACAUAAAGUUUAUUAAUUUUUUCUCUUUUUUUUUUUUUUUUUUUUGUUACAUUUACACUCUGCAAAACAACUCUUAAUGAGUAUUGUUGUCUUGUUUUCCAGUAAACUGUCAUAUGACUUCAGAAUAUAGUAACCAUCACUAAAACAAGAAAACUUUACUGGAGUAAACAUUUGCUGAAUUGAGUAUAAUUUUCUUAACACCUUGGUAAAUUAUUUUAAUCAUGAACCUAAUUUUCAUCAGUUUUAUACUUACAACAGGCAAAUUGCAGGUUUGAUAAGAAUGCACUUCAUUUAAUAAGUAUUACCCUGGUAUUUACCUUGUAUCAAUGAUUUAGAUAUUUUAACUGCACAAGACCAAAAUACUGAUUAAGAAAGUGAUUUUUCCAAUGCAGAGUUUAAAGGUUAUUAAUGCAGUAAACAUUAAGACAUUUACAAAUUCAUAUUAUAAAAUUAUUUUUUAAAAAUAUAAAAUCACUGAAACCUAAAAUGUGUGCUUUAGGUGUUGUCACAUAUAAAGAUGGCAUGUUGACAACACAUUGUAUUAGACAUAACUUAAAGAAUAGUACAACCUGAAAUGUUGUUCCAAACACAUUUUACUUUUUUUAUUUAUUUAUUUUUUUUCCAUCAAUAGACCACAAAAGGAGACAUUAGGCAGGAUGUUCAUGGUGCUCUUUUCCAUUUAAAAAAAAAAAAAAAAAAAAAGUGAAUUGUGGCCAGCAACUGUCAAGCUCCAAAAUGACAAAAAAAAAAAAAAACAUGAAUCCCUAUAAAUACUACUGUAUCAUAUCUGAUAGAUGAAUUUCUAAGGCCUUUAAAUUAUCAACCAAAUCAAAACUGAAAAACCUUCUACAUGCCCUCUGAUGGAUAGUUCCUUUUAGUAAUUGUAAAAAUGUCCACCAGUUUGUGUACACGUCUUUUUGCUGUGAAAUCUUUAAUUCAUUUUAUAAAGUAAAUGUAAGAUUUACUGGGCUGAAGCAACUUAAAUUUACUUCAUUAUCCAUAUAUUAUCAUCCAUCAUAUGGAUAAUUAUUAUUAUUAUUAUUAUUAUUAAUGUGUGAGCAUGGACGAGAAGGAGCAAGAAUCCAAAUGCAUGCACAAGUUUAUUUUAAAAACACAAAUACAGAUAAUCCAAUCGAGGAACAAGAGUACAGUCCACACAUCAGGAGCUUAUAGUCCACACAGAGAAGGCAGAAGAGCAACAACAUAGAACACACAUACACUCCCGACAAAAAUCUUGUUGAUUUACAUUACAAGAAUGUCUUACGUUUUGGCCAUAUGAAUAACAAUAUCUGUACCAAAUUGCAUAUUUUUGUCCAGUUUGGGCCUCUAAAAAAAUAUAUUUUUUCUAUAGUUCUAUAUUCUCACCAUAUCAUACUAUAUGGACCAUAAGAUCAUUAGUGAUUAAUGAUAGACCUAAAUUUCAGUCUUUUUCCUCUCACAAAAUGAUCAUAUGGCUUGGAAUUUGAAAUUUAUCAAACAUAUCAUAUGGACUACUUUUACUUUUACUACUUUUACUUACUACUUUUAGUGUGCUGUUUGAUAUUUUUGGAGCUUGACACCCCUUAAUCACCACUGGCUUUCAUUUUAUGGAAAAGAGCAGCGUGAGCAUUCUGAUGAAUAUCUUUUAGUGAAUCAAACAGGUUUAACAUGGGGGGAAUAUUCCUUUAAUCCAGCUCAUCUGAAAAUUAUUGAUGUGUUCAAAUAAUGUGGAGCUCUAGCAAUGCCAAUGACUGUGGAAUAAAGAAAAGCCUCAGUGUAAACAGUAAAGUGACCUUAGAGAAUAGACAUCCAUGACACAGAUUGUGUUUGGCUCUAAUUGCUAAAGCUACAGUCAGAAUAUGUCAUAUUGUCUCCUUCCUAUUUGGACUAAUUGGGUUCAUAUGCCCAUUAAUCUUAUGAAUAAGACAAAACUAACAAUCAUACUUGUGUAUCGCUAUCUAGCAGCAUAUAAAUAGUCUGAAUGCAGCUCAUAAAACAUUGAUAUACACUGCAAAACUCAUCCUCUUACCAAAAAUAAUAUUUUAGAAUACAUUACUCAUUAAAGGAUUAGUUCACUUUGAAAUGAAAAUUAGCCCAAGCUUUACUCACCCUCAAGCCAUCCUAGGUGUAUAUGACUUUCUUCUUUCUGAUGAACAUAAUCGCAGAAAUAUUAAUAAAUAUCCUGACGCAUUCAAGCUUUAUAAUGGCAGUGAUAGGUAUCAAUGAGUAUGAGCUGAAGAAAGUGCUUCCAUCCACAUCCGUCCAUCAUAAAUAUGUGCUCCACACAGCUCCGGGGGGUUAAUAAAGGCCUUCUGAAGCGAAGCGAUGCGUUUGUGUAAAAAAAAAAAUCCAUAUUUAAACAAGUUAUGAAGUAAAAUAUGUAGGUCCCGCCAGGCCGCCUUCCGUAUUGAAGUUGCGAAGAAAGUGUAAACUGGCGUCACGUCAGUUACACUUUUUCCAUAAGUUGAACAGGAUUGUAGGAUGUAGCGUAAGCUUUGUGAACUGCAAGAGUUUUACACUUUCUGCAUACGUUGAAUACGGAAGGCGGCUCGUGCAGAAGAUAGAUAUUUUACUUCAUAACUUGUUAAAUAUGGAUUUUUUUUUUUUUUAUUACACAAAUGCAUCGCUUCGCUUUAAAAGGCCUUUAUUAACCCCCCAGAGCCGUAUGGAGCACAUGUUUACGAUGGAUGGAUGUGGAUGGAAGCAUUUUCUUCAGCUCAUACUCAUAUUUAUGACUAUUUCUGCAAUUACGUUCAUCAGAAAGAAGAAAGUCAUAUACACCUAGGAUGGCUUGAGGGUGAGUAAAGCUUGGGCUCAUUUUCAUUUCAAAGUGAACUAAUCCUUUAACAAAGAUUUAAAUUGAUUCUUUUCUCUCAGUGUGACUGUGAGUGAAUUAAAACUCAAUCCUCACUCUGAAUCAAAUUCCCGCAUUUGUGUUUUUAACAAGACAUGAACCAAACUGUAAGUGUCCUUUUGAAUAUUGCACAUGAUAUGGUAUAUAUAGCUCCUCAAAUGCUAUUUGUUUUUCUUUGCUUGUUGGAAAAACGUGCCUCUACCACCAUUUUUGCAAAAUUCCAAAAACUUACCUAUAAAUACAAUUCACUGCAGUUUCUAGUAGCCAUAAAACAUCAACCUCUAUUUCUUUUUCACACAAAUUAUGAUUACAGGGGCAGAUUAUCAACUAAUAAAGUCUUAUUUUGCAUGGUUCCCUUGCACAAUUCAAUGUUAUGACCCAAAAUCCUUUUACCAUAGUGCAUGAUUUGUACAAGUUAAAGUUUGCAUCACAUAAACAGCUUAAUAUGUAAGGCUUUUCUUACGUAGUAAACUUGCUGGGUAGCUCACCUGGUACAGCACUUGGGAAGGAGUGCCAUGAAACAAAAGUCAUGACACUCAAUAAAUGCUCAAAGACUUGUAGAAGCAAGCUAAAAGGGCAUGGCGAAUGGGUUUUUAUCUCGUGUUUGCUUUUGUUAACACUAUCGGUUAGGUUUAUGGUACUGUUUAGUGUAGGUGGUACAUUAUUUUUAACCUUUUAGCGACACCUACCAGGGAUUUCAUUACCAAACUGGUACCGAUACGUACAACAACCAACAUAAUAAAACAUCGUCAGAUUCGGAUUCACUUGUUUCGAGGAGAGUUCAAAGCGAUUUCAGUGCCACUCACUAGAUAUUUAACUUUGAAAGUUCUGUGAUACAUGCAAGAAGCAAUGUAAUAUCAUUUUGCAGAAAUGUAUUCACAGGCACAUUUUUUCAGUGAACCUGGGUACUGUAUGCAGUAAAGUUUGAAUUGCACUGUAGAAUAUGGUUUAAUGAUUGUGGUAAAUUUAAAUCUCAGUUUACAUAUUAUUUUUGUUGAUCUGAAUAAGCAAAGAUGUGAAGUGAUGGUUUGUUUGUGUCAAUGCUCAAACUCUUUCUGCCUAGAUGUUCUGAACACAGGAUGUCAAUUUAAAAAGAAAAACAACAUACUUUUUUGUAUUGCAUUUUUGUUCAUUACAGUUCUCAAAAAGUUGUUAGGUGCUAUCACACCAGAAGAGAGAUGAUUCACAGUUCAUAUAUUGAAAAAAUCAAGUAAAAACAUUUUUUUAGCUUAAUUGAAAUCCGUGUACGAAACCUACUAAAGAUUUUUGUCAUAUUCUGUCAACAUCUAAUCAUCCCUGUUAUUCUGUUGAGUAUGUCAAAUGGUUAUGUAAAAAGCAGCAAUUACAUGACACGUAACAGGAUUUGUGUAGACACAAAGGUCUGCUCCCCAAGGGCAUUUCUUUUUUCCACUCCAAUGCUUCCAAAGUAAUCCUACUUUUCACUAUGCUUAAAAUAAUAAGCACUUGUACUGACAAGACAAUGAAUGAAGGAAUCUUACCCUGAAAUCUUCUCUUUUUUUUUUUUAUUUGGUUUUUGAGAUGUUUUAUAUGCAACUUUUAUAAACAUUUUGUAAUGUCUUUGUAUGUGUGUAUGUAUAAACAAAAAAAUCUAUUGUUAAUCUAUCUGGGAACAGCAUAUGUAGGGAUAGAUUAUAUGUACAAUUCAAAUUAUCUUUGAAUUAUUGCACAAGGGUACAUGUUCUGUUAAGAUGACUACAUACAGGUUUGUGUGGACCUGUGUCUACAAUAAACUGAAUAUAAACUGAUAUAUUUUUGUAUAAUUGCUGAAAUUAAAAAGACAUUGGUACUCA
Ctenopharyngodon idella (grass carp) is the source of this 9322-nucleotide messenger RNA. It is a transcript of the gene usp43a, whose product is annotated as ubiquitin specific peptidase 43a. Bases 673 to 4170 code for a protein of 1165 amino acids. Gene Ontology annotation, biological process: protein deubiquitination. The record is from RefSeq and is a predicted model, not a curated record. Gene Ontology annotation, molecular function: cysteine-type deubiquitinase activity. NCBI's taxonomy places the organism in Eukaryota, Metazoa, Chordata, Actinopteri, Cypriniformes, Xenocyprididae. The transcript has 15 exons.